AUGUCUUCUGCUGAAGUAUCCACCGUUGUCCCAGAAACUAAUCCCGUGGAGUCCUCCACGAAUGGUACCACCAUCAACACGAACGUGGCGACAGAAGGUGCUGCUGAUGGCAACGAGACCCCCAACUCCGCUGCCCCUACCAACGCCCAACCACACUCUGCAUCCCUCUACGUCGGUGAACUAGACCCCUCCGUCACUGAAGCUAUGCUUUUCGAGCUCUUCUCUUCUAUCGGCCAGGUCGCUUCCAUCCGUGUCUGCCGUGACGCAGUCACCAGACGCUCUCUCGGCUAUGCCUACGUCAACUACAACAACACCGCUGAUGGCGAACGUGCUCUCGAAGAUCUCAACUACACUCUUAUCAAGGGCAAGCCAUGCCGGAUCAUGUGGUCCCAGCGUGACCCUGCCCUGCGCAAGACCGGCCAGGGCAAUGUCUUUAUCAAGAACUUGGACACUGCCAUCGAUAACAAGGCUCUCCACGAUACCUUCGCCGCUUUUGGCAACAUUCUCAGCUGCAAGGUCGCUCAGGACGAGUUUGGUAACUCCAAGGGCUACGGCUUUGUUCAUUACGAAACGGCUGAAGCCGCCACCAACGCCAUCAAACAUGUCAACGGCAUGUUGCUGAACGAGAAGAAGGUCUUUGUUGGCCACCACAUCGCCAAGAAGGACCGCCAGAGCAAAUUUGAGGAGAUGAAAGCCAACUUCACCAACGUCUACGUGAAGAACUUGGAGCCUGAGGUCACCAAUGAAGAAUUCCGGGAGCUGUUUGAGAAAUACGGUGAAAUCACAUCCGCAUCGCUCAGCCGAGAUAACGAGACCGGCAAGAGCAGAGGGUUCGGUUUUGUCAACUUCGUUAACCAUGAUAGUGCUGCUGCUGCCGUUGAAGACCUAAAUGAUAAGGAAUACAAGGGCCAAAAACUCUAUGUUGGACGAGCACAGAAGAAACACGAGCGAGAAGAGGAAUUGCGCAAGCAGCACGAGGCUGCUCGUGUCGAGAAGGCAUCUAAGUACCAGGGUGUCAACCUCUACGUCAAGAAUUUGACUGACGACAUCGAUGAUGAGAAACUACGAGACCUUUUCAUCGGUUUUGGAAACAUUACCUCUGCCAGAGUCAUGCGUGACACCAUUAGCGACGCUGGUUCCGAAUCUGAGAAAGAGAAGGAGGCCUCAAAGGAUAACAAAGAGAACGUGAAGGAGGAGACUAAGAAGGAGGCUGGUGGAGAAGAUUCCGCUGAGAAGACGGACAAGGCUGAAAAGCCAGAUACCAAGAAACCUACUGAUAAGAAACUCGGGAAGAGCAAGGGAUUUGGGUUUGUCUGCUUCAGCAAUCCAGAUGAAGCUUCCAAGGCGGUCACAGAGAUGAACCAGCGCAUGGUUAAUGGCAAACCUCUAUAUGUUGCCCUUGCUCAACGAAAGGACGUUCGCAAGAGCCAGCUUGAGGCAAGCAUUCAAGCUCGUAAUACCAUCCGACAACAGCAAGUUGCUGCUGCCGCUGGAAUGUCCCAACCGUUCAUGCAGCCUGCCGUCUAUUACCCACCUGGCCAGCAGGGAUUUAUCCCUGCAAACGCACAACGCGGUGGCAUGGCUUUUGCCCAACAACCCGGCAUGGUCCUCCCCGGAAUGCCAGGCGGUCGACCCGGACAAUACCCCGGCGGCUUCCCACAGCAAGGUGGACGCGGUCUAGCCGGCCCCAACCAACAACUUCCACCAAAUGCAUUUGGCCUGGGUGCCCAGGGACUCCCCAUCGGCGCACUCCAGGGUCCAGGCGGUAUUCCGAAUGGUCUCACCUACCCACAAGCUAUUGCUCAGGUUCAAGCUUCGUUCGGACGGGGUGGUGGUGGCCGCGGACAUGUCCCGGGUAUGCAAGGUAUGCCACCUAAUAUGGGCAAUGUUCCUGGCAUGCGCGGGGCUGGUGGUCCAGGGUUCGCGCAAGGUCGUGGUGGCAUGCCGCCUCAAGGAGCCGGUGGGAUGGGUGGACGACCAGGCCAAGCGGGGCGUGGAGGAGCGGGUGGUAUUGGUGGGCCUGUGCCAGGGAUGCCACCUCGUGAUGACGGUGCCGGUGUCGUGGGUGUUGGUGUGGGACCCAGCGGACUGAAUCUUCAGGCGUUUAGUGCGGCGCCUCCGGCGCAGCAAAAGCAGAUGCUUGGGGAGGCUAUUUAUCCCAAGAUUCAGGCGCAGCAGCCAGAGUUGGCGGGGAAGAUCACAGGGAUGUUGCUUGAGAUGGAUAAUGCGGAGUUGCUCAGUUUGGUUGAUGACGACGCUGCGCUACGGGCUAAGGUCGAUGAGGCUAUUAAUGUUUAUGAUGAGUAUAUGAAGAAUAAGGGGGGCGAGGGGGGUGGUGAGGGUGCUGCUGCUCCUGCCGGUAGUGGUAGUGAUGCAGCGAAGCCUAAGGAGGCGACGGGCGGCGCUGGUGCUGUUGCCGGUGCGGCUUCUGGUGGGAAGGACGGGAAGAGUGAGGAGACGAAGUCUUGA
Messenger RNA from Paracoccidioides brasiliensis Pb18, 2469 nucleotides. Its product is annotated as polyadenylate-binding protein, cytoplasmic and nuclear. Gene Ontology annotation, cellular component: ribonucleoprotein complex. The transcript has 4 exons. Gene Ontology annotation, molecular function: RNA binding. Bases 1 to 2469 code for a protein of 822 amino acids. The record is from RefSeq and is a predicted model, not a curated record.